This is a messenger RNA of Styela clava, 862 nucleotides long. NCBI's taxonomy places the organism in Eukaryota, Metazoa, Chordata, Ascidiacea, Stolidobranchia, Styelidae. The record is from RefSeq and is a predicted model, not a curated record.
UAUCAGAUGUUAGAUAGAGCUGAAGUGGUGAAAGAUUUGACUAUCCUUAAUUCACAUCGAGUAUCAUAACUUCACGUCAGAAAAUAUGAAAACCGUUUUUGUAGUUGUAGCAAUCAUUUGUGGUGUUUGUGAAGGCCAAUUCAAUUUAGCGGAAUUUGGUUCCUGCAAUAAAAGAUGUGGUGUAGUGGGCCUCCCUUGUGCCUGCAUAAAGAAUUGUAAAAGUGCAUUCUGCUGUAAGGAUUUCGACGAGUAUUGUACGAAUAACAAUUUAGGAACGAUUUCAUCUUUGAGCGACUUGCUUUCUGGUCAAAAUGUCGGUAAUAUUCGUGUUAUUACCAUAGGAUCUCCAGACAAUAAUCAAAAUCAAAAUACCGGCUCUUCUCAGAUUUUUUGUUCAAACCCUGCCCCAAUAUCUAACGGAAGGCAUUCAGGAACCAGGACGUUUUAUACCCUGGAUUCAAGCAUCACAUAUACAUGCGAUUCCGGUUACACUAUGAAAGGAAUACCAAAAAGAACAUGCACUUUCGAUAUCCUUGGUCCAUUAUCUGGUGGUUCGCCAGGACUUAGGUGGACACCGAAAGCUCCUACUUGCGAAAGUAAUACACCUGUUGGCUGUAAUCCACGCAACUGUGGAUUUGUACCUCUCUGUUACAAUCCUAAUUGCCCAGCAUAUCCAAAUGCGGUAUGUAAACCGUCAUAUUGCGACUGUACAGAAAAUUACGAAGUAAACGGACAGUCUGUUAACUGCAAUGCUUAUCCAUAUGCUGAAUGUAAAUCAUCUUAUUGUGAUUGUAGAGAAUGGUAUGAAGUAAAUGGACAACGAGUCAACUGCGGAGGUCAGAAUUUACGUUUUACUCUUUGA